AUGUACAGCUUUGACCCGGCAAGCCAGAAACGUAUCAACAGACACAGACAGUCCUCACGACUUCACGCCGUCACUGUGCUGUUCAUAUCCUCCCUCAUCGUGCUCACAACAAGCAUCUUAGGAGCCCUCGCUGCGCCAGUCACGAACCCCAUCGAAGUCAUCGACGCCAACAUCACCAGCUUUGAAGCUCGGUCCACAGCACCAGGCACCGGCACAAAUAAUGGCUACUUCUACAGCUUCUACAACGACAACGCCAGUGGUACAGUAACGUACAACGGCAGUGCAGGCGGUUCUUACACCACGCAAUGGAGCAACUGCGGUAGCUUCGUGGCCGGCAAAGGCUGGAAUCCUGGAAGGGGGAGGACUAUCAGAUACUCCGCCACCUUCUCCCCUUCCGGCAACGCCUACCUCAGCGUCUACGGCUGGACCACAAGUCCAUUGGUUGAAUACUAG
This is a messenger RNA of Fulvia fulva, 453 nucleotides long. RefSeq names its product Endo-1,4-beta-xylanase A. Gene Ontology annotation, molecular function: hydrolase activity, hydrolyzing O-glycosyl compounds. The record is from RefSeq and is a predicted model, not a curated record. The transcript has 2 exons. The coding region runs from base 1 to 453 and encodes 150 amino acids. Gene Ontology annotation, biological process: xylan catabolic process. Lineage: Eukaryota; Fungi; Ascomycota; Dothideomycetes; Mycosphaerellales; Mycosphaerellaceae.